Cynara cardunculus var. scolymus (artichoke) is the source of this 4305-nucleotide messenger RNA. RefSeq names its product protein STICHEL-like. The coding region runs from base 287 to 4003 and encodes 1238 amino acids. Gene Ontology annotation, molecular function: ATP binding; DNA-directed DNA polymerase activity; DNA binding. NCBI's taxonomy places the organism in Eukaryota, Viridiplantae, Streptophyta, Magnoliopsida, Asterales, Asteraceae. The transcript has 6 exons. Gene Ontology annotation, biological process: DNA repair; DNA-templated DNA replication. The record is from RefSeq and is a predicted model, not a curated record. Gene Ontology annotation, cellular component: DNA polymerase III complex; nucleus; DNA replication factor C complex.
GGGAAGAAUCUUUUUGAAGAGGAGCCACUGUUGAGAGGGAAGAACCAACUUCAACCUUUUACCCCUAAAUCUUUUCUUCGAUUUUGAUGAAAUGUUGCAUCAAAAAUCCUCUUUUUCCCUCCCCAAUUCGAAACCCAUUUCCUCCAAACCCUAAUUUCUAUCGAUCGUACGUUUGUACUUUAUAGCUAUCAACAAAUCUGUCAGAUCUGUAGCAUUCACAUUCACAUUCACAUUUACUACUUUUAUACUUUGAUUUUCUAAACAGAUUUGAGCAGCACCAAGAAAAAUGUCUGGGACGCGCAGCGGUAGUUAUAGUGGUGGUCUAGUUGAUCCCAGCAAUCUGCAUCUGAAGAAGGAGUUAACUCAAAUUAGGAAAGCUGCUCGUGCGUUACGAGAUCCUGGUACGACUUCCUCAUGGCGGUCUCCGCUUAGUUCAUCUAGAUCCACCACCGCCGUUCCUGCAGCAGCUGCUUCAUCUUUCAUCACCACUGCACCCAGCAACCAUUAUAAUCACCAUUAUAGAAACAGCGGUGGUUACAGUGUAGAAGAACCCACUGAGAAUAAUACAAAGGACGACGCCAACAACAACAAUGUUAAUGGUAGCAGUAAUAAUGAUAAUAGUAAUAGGAGAAAAGAGAAGAAAGUGUUUUUGUAUAAUUGGAGAACGCAGAGAUCGGAGAGUGAGAGGAGCGCUUCCGUCACGGGGCAAACAGAUGAUAAUAGGAGAAUGUCAAGGCAUCAACAAAGAGGCAAUGCCGAUGAUGGUAUUGGUGAUGGAGAGGAGAGUGUUGAUGAUAGCUUGAGCGAUGCGCGAAAUGACGGGGAUACGAAGAGCGAUACCUACUGUGCUGCUGCGACGUCAUCAUCUUCAAAGAUGUUUAAUACUUGCAAAGAUUCAAAUAAUCUAGCAACUCCCCCAGUUAGGAGGGCAUCGUUGAUGAAGAAGAAGCCAAAGAAAAUGACACAUUCAUCUGCUGCUUUAAAACAUCAACUUCAGAGACGACUAAGUUUAGUUGACCAGUAUGAUGAUGUCAAUUCUGAGGAUAUAGUUGUUAAAGGGUCUUCAGUGACAUCCCCUCUGCUGUCUAGGCUCAAGUCGUCGAAAUUGUUGGGAGGUAGUGGUAGUAGGAAAGAUGAUUCAUCUUACUGUUAUAGCACCCCAGCUUUGUCCACAAGUUCAUUUAAUAAGUAUUGGGUUAGGAAUCCAAGCACAGUUGGCUCAUGGGAUGCGACAACAGGGUCUUUGAAUGAUGGGGAUGAAGGAGUGGAUUACCAUGAUAAUGACGACGACCAGUUGGAUUUACCGGGUCGCCAGGGAUGUGGGAUUCCUUGUUACUGGUCUUCCUCCAAGAGGAGUACCCCGAAACGUGGUGGAGUUUGUGGUAGUUGUUAUUCACCCUCAUUUUCGGAUACAUUAAGGAGAAAAGGAAGCAGCAUCUUGUGUGGGAGCCAAACCAUGUAUCAUAGACACCGUGGAUCAUCUGUGGGUGCUUGCAACAAGAAGAGGCUUGUCCACACAACUUCCCAGGGUCUUGUUCCACUGUUAACAAAUGGUGCUGAAAGCAGAGACCGCUCGUCUGUUGGGACAGAUGAUGAGCUUUCAACUAACUAUGGGGAGCUUGAUUUAGAAGCUUUGAGUCGAUUGGAUGGAAGGAGGUGGUCAACAAGCUACAGGAGUCAAGAAGGAUUGGAGCUAGUAGCUGUAAAUGGGGAAAGAGAAGGGGAUUCGCCUUCAUCUCUUGAUAAUAUUAAUUGCUUCAGCCACAAGUAUAAGCCAAUGUUCUUUGAGGAUUUGGUUGGCCAGAAUGUUGUGGUCCAGUCCCUUGUUAAUGCCAUCAUGAGGGGAAGGAUUGCUCCCAUCUAUCUGUUUCAAGGUACCCGUGGUACUGGGAAAACAUCUACUGCUAGGAUUUUUGCUGCUGCCUUGAAUUGCCUUGCCACCGGAGAAACGAGACCUUGUGGAAUUUGCAGGGAAUGUGCUGACUAUAUUACAGGCAAGAGCCAGGUCAUUACUGAAAUGGAUGGCUCCAAUAAGAAGGGGAUUGAUAAAAUUAGAUAUCUGAUGAAGAAACUGCAGAUGGGUCCUUCUAUAUCAACCUUUAUACAGCACAAUGUUUAUGUUAUUGACGAGUGUCACCUGUUACCAUCUAAGUUGUGGUUGGCUUUCCAAAAGUUUCUUGAAGAACCACCUCCGAGUGUCGUUUUCAUCUUUAUAACUACCGAUCUUGACAAUGUGCCCCGUGCUGUGCUGUCUCGCUGCCAAAAGUAUCUGUUCAGCAAAAUUAAGGAUAGUGACAUAGUUAUCAGGUUGAGGAAAAUCGCAGAGGAGGAGAAUCUGGAUGUUGAAUCAGGCGCAUUUGAUUUGAUUGCUCUGAAUGUAGAGGGUUCACUUCGAGAUGCAGAAACCAUGUUGGAUCAGUUAAGUUUGUUAGGAAAAAGAAUCACCACUAAUCUAGUGAAUGAACUUGUAGGAGUGGUCUCUGAUGAGAAGUUAUUGGAACUUUUGGAGUUGGCAAUGUCAUCAAACACAGCGGAAACAGUGAAAAGAGCAAGAGAAUUUAUGGAUUUGGGGGUUGACCCUAUGGUUUUGAUGUCUCAAAUGGCCACGCUUAUUAUGGAUAUCAUUGCUGGAACAUAUCAAGUUGUUGAAGCUGGAUAUGGUGACUCGUUAUUUGAUGGUAGAAGCUUGACAGAAGCUGAACUGGAGAGAUUAAAGCAUGCUUUGAAACUUCUUUCUGAGGCUGAGAAACAGUUGAGACUUUCCAGUGAAAGAUCAACAUGGUUCACAGCCACCCUUUUACAGCUUGGCUCUGCCCCAUCGGCAGAUCCUACUCCUUCAGGAAGCAGUAGAAGACAGAGUUCGAGAACGACUGAUGAUGAUCCAUCUGCUACUUUCAAAGAUAUAUAUUUCCAGAAACAGAGGUCUGAUUCUCACUAUUCACCCCAAAAGUCUGCUUCUAAGCCUAUUUACAGAAAUUCAACCAGCCCAGAAGAAGUGCUCUUACCAAAGAGGCAAUUGAUAAAUGGGGACGGACCAUCUGCCUCAAAUGGUGAUGUUGUAGUUGGAAAUACUAUUCCAAGACACAGUAACUCAAGUAUAUUGGAUGAUAUCUGGGUCCGUUGCAUUGAUAAGUGCCAUUCUAAAACACUGAGGCAGCUGUUACAUACUUACGGAAAUCUUGUAUCUAUUUCUGAAGAUAAAGGCACGCUUGUUGCUUAUAUCGUCUUUCAGAAUAGUGAUAUCAAGAGCAGAGCUGAAAGGUUCCUUAGCAGCAUCACAAACUCAUUUGAGAUUGUUCUCUGUCGCAAUAUAGAGGUUAGAAUUAUAUUCCUGUCAGAUGAUGGGACUGCACCAAAUAGUGUUUUGGCUCAGAAGCAGAUUGAUUCACUUCAAGAACCAAUAAAGGCAUCAGGAGGAAGCUUUCAUGAUGCUGGAAGCAAGUCUAGUGGUGUGUUGGCAGAAGGGGAUGGUGGUACAAAAGGGAGAAAGAGCGGGAAUCCGGUUCAAAGAAUAGAAUCAAUCAUACAUGAACAGAGGUUAGAAACUGCAUGGUUACAAACUGCAGAAAAAGGCACCCCUGGAUCAUUGAAUCGUUUGAAACCCGAGAGGAAUCAAGUCUUGCCUCAAGAUGGAAGUGAUCAUCAUCAGCGUCAAAUGGUAUCAAAUGAUCCCUCAUCACAGCAGCAAUGGGAAGAUGAAUUGACCCGUGAACUCAACCUUUUGAAGAUCAAUGACGGGAAGACCCUUUCGAGGGAACAUAAGUAUCCGAUAUCACCAAGCUUGUUGCAUGAUAGCAAUUUAGUUGGCAAGUACAACAAAGAAAGCAUGGGAUACGAGUCUGGCUCAGGAGGCGGUGGUUGUUUAUGUUGGAACAAAAGCAAGCAUAACCGGAGGGGGAAGAUCAAGCCUGGAACCCCGGUUGGACCACGUAGAAGUGCAAGAUUUUUAUUGUUCGGGGAGUGUGGAAAAUCAGGAAGGACAGAUCAGAGAUCUAGAAGGUGAAAAUAUUGAUUCAUAUUCAGAAUAUUUCCUAAUUUAUUGCUCUACUAGUUUAUGGGUAUGGGUUUGAAGAGGAGUUACAUGUAAAGUUUUCACAACUGGGAUUUCUGCAUUUGUCCAAUUUUUUUUUUUCUGGGAGCAGCAAUAAAGGUGAAGAAAAGGGACCAUUCUUUCUUCCCUUCCCUUUCAACUUACACAAUUGCUGGCAUUUUGAUGAUUUUUAUUGGUGAUUUGUUUAUGAGAAAAUGAGUCUGUUAGAUCCCAAUCAUUGUACUAAAAUACAUUAAAAUACAACAAACUUUCGU